Messenger RNA from Cooperia oncophora, 345 nucleotides. NCBI's taxonomy places the organism in Eukaryota, Metazoa, Nematoda, Chromadorea, Rhabditida, Trichostrongylidae. The record is from the annotation of a GenBank genome assembly.
AUGAAGCUGUCCGAGAUCUCCAUUCGCCGAAUGGACGCUUUCUUUUGCACCAGAAUUUGGCCUAAGACGGGUAUUAUGACGGAGGACGUGGAUGGUCACGUCUUGGACAAGUAUGAACUGCAAAAACGGCUUGGUAAAGGUGCUUACGGUAUUGUUUGGAAAGCGAUUGAUCGCCGAACAAAGGAUGUAGUCGCCUUGAAAAAGGUGAUUUUUUCAAUUUUCAAUCAGUGUUUUCAAUGUUUUUUGACAUUUUUCAAGUUUCUAAAGAUCAUAGGCAGAGGAUUGAGGGGGUACUAUGUGAACUUAGCGGUUCCCCCCUCUUCUGAUUCCGGAAGUUUGUCAUAG